UUACUCCCAUCUGACAUUAUUCAAAAUGUCAGCCCACAGAGAGGGGCAACGUGAAAAUAGUGCUGGUGAUUUCUCUAAAAUAUUUGACCGCGAAGGAAAGCCUUGUAGGGCUUGCACAGACAUGCAGACUUACAGAAAGAUGAUGGCACUGAAAUUUGGCCAGAAUGUUCUGGCACACAAGCAGGCACAUACAUCUAAAACAACAAAUCAGGUCAUUGAAUCUGAAGAAGUGACAGAAAGAACAGACUGCCCAUUGGAAAUACAUGAACUUGGAAGAAACACUUGGUCAUUCUUACAUACUAUGGCUGCUUACUAUCCAGAUAGGCCUACUGAAACACAGAAGGAGGACAUGAAAAAUUUCAUGCAUUUGUUUUCAAAAUUUUAUCCUUGUGGAGAAUGUGCAGAGGAUUUGCGUAGACAAAUAAAGGAAAAACCACCUACUACAGAAUCCAGAUAUCAGUUAGCACAGUGGCUUUGUAGGAUCCACAAUGGAGUGAAUGAAAGACUUGGGAAACCAAUAUUUGAUUGUAGCAAAGUUGAUGAAAGGUGGAGAGAUGGAUGGGAAGAUGGAAGCUGUGAUUGAUGUCUACCUCUAACUGAAAUCUUAUCACACAAAUGUAUACUCCUUUUUGUCCAGUUUAAAUCAAGAGAAGACUCAAAUUGUGAAAAAUAAUGGUGGUCAUUUUAGUUAUGUUGGAAGCAAUUUUUUAUCUACCUGUUUGAGGAACUGUCAAUAACAGGAAAAAAAUUAUCAUGUUCUAAAAUACAUAGUGACGUUGCUCAACAUGAUUGUCAGUAAAAUGUUUACUACUACAAAUUUUAUUGAAUGUUUAUUUUGUAAAUAUUUCAUAAAUUGGAUCUUAUUAUUAAAUAUUUUUAAAUUAAUA
This is a messenger RNA of Lingula anatina, 887 nucleotides long. RefSeq names its product FAD-linked sulfhydryl oxidase ALR. The record is from RefSeq and is a predicted model, not a curated record. Gene Ontology annotation, molecular function: flavin-dependent sulfhydryl oxidase activity; flavin adenine dinucleotide binding. Lineage: Eukaryota; Metazoa; Brachiopoda; Lingulata; Lingulida; Lingulidae. Gene Ontology annotation, cellular component: mitochondrion.